Pteropus alecto (black flying fox) is the source of this 3919-nucleotide messenger RNA. It is a transcript of the gene EOGT, whose product is annotated as EGF domain specific O-linked N-acetylglucosamine transferase. NCBI's taxonomy places the organism in Eukaryota, Metazoa, Chordata, Mammalia, Chiroptera, Pteropodidae. Gene Ontology annotation, molecular function: protein N-acetylglucosaminyltransferase activity. Bases 388 to 1971 code for a protein of 527 amino acids. The record is from RefSeq and is a predicted model, not a curated record. Gene Ontology annotation, cellular component: endoplasmic reticulum lumen. The transcript has 18 exons.
CGGCCGCCCCCUCCGCAGGCUCGGGCCCGCCUCCCCGCGCAGGCUCUGGCGCCCCAGGUUUCCGGUGAGCGGCAGUAGCCGGUUAUGACGACUCCCUCCUUCUGAGCAGCGGCCGUCUCCUCCUCCUUCGGAGCCCUGACUCCCCCGGCUCCAGGCCUCUGGAAAUCCAGUUAAGGGAUACGGAAGUGGAGGGAGCAGCUGCUUUGCGCUGAAGGAAAAAGUAGCUCACCUGCUAAAGCUCCAUCUGCUAGAGAAUUGCCCAUCCCUCUUUGGGGGCCUUUCAAGAGGACUCAGCACCAGAAGGGCUUUCUGCCGAAGGUUUUAUGUAACUGAAACAGUGCAACAGCUUCUGGGUGGUCUGAGGAUUACAGAGGUUUGGAGGUUGCUAUGUUAAUGCUGCUUGUUUUUGGAAUACUCCUUCAUGACGUCCCACUGAGCAGCCAAGACGAGGCCACUCCUGAGGCUGAUGGCAUUCCAGGAGAACCUCUAUUUAACUAUGCCAGCCUCCGCUUGCCAGAAGAGCACAUUCCCUUCUUUUUGCAUAAUAAUAGGCAUAUUGCCACGGUCUGUAAAAAAGACUCACAUUGCCCUUAUAAGAAACACUUAAAAAAUCUAAAGUAUUGCUGGGGUUAUGAGAAAUCCUGCAAACCAGAGUUCAGGUUUGGUUACCCUGUUUGCACCUAUGUCGACAUGGGUUGGACAGAUACCCUGGAAUCAGCCCAGGACAUAUUCUGGAAACAAGCUGACUUUGGAUAUGCUGGAGAGCGGCUGGAGGAACUUCAUGUGCUCUGUCAGCCUAAGGAAAUGAAUGACUCAAGUCUGGUAUGUUCUCGUUAUCUUCAGUAUUGCAGAGCAGCCAAUCUCUAUCUUGAUUUAAGAAAAAUCGAGAGAAACCGUGACAGAUUUAAGGAAGAUUUUUUCCAGGCUGGUGAAAUUGGAGGACACUGUAAACUUGACAUUCGUACGUUGAUGUCUGAAGGUCAACGCAAGAGCCCUCUGCAGUCUUGGUUUGCUGAGCUCCAAAGCUAUACACAGCUCAACUUCAGACCUCUAGAUAAUGCUAAAUGUGACAUUGUUAUUGAAAAACCAACCUAUUUCAUGAAGUUGGAUGCAGGUGUUAACAUGUAUCACCACUUCUGUGACUUUAUCAAUCUUUAUAUUACUCAGCACGUUAAUAAUUCAUUCAGUACAGAUGUGUACAUUGUGAUGUGGGACACGAGCUCUUAUGGAUAUGGUGAUCUGUUCUCUGACACAUGGAAAGCAUUUACUGAUUAUGAUGUUAUACAUUUGAAAACCUAUGAUUCCAAAAGGGUAUGUUUUAAAGAAGCUAUUUUCUCACUACUCCCCAGGAUGAGAUAUGGACUGUUCUAUAACACCCCUCUGAUAUCUGGCUGUCAAAAUACUGGCUUGUUCAGGGCAUUUUCCCAGCAUGUUCUACACAGACUAAACAUCACACAAGAGGGACCCAAGGAUGGAAAAAUUCGAGUCACCAUUCUUGCACGGAGCACAGAGUACCGGAAGAUACUAAACCAAAAUGAGCUUGUAAACGCACUGAAAACAGUAUCUACAUUUGAAGUCCAGAUUGUCGAUUACAAGUAUAAGGAACUUGGGUUUUUAGAUCAGCUAAGAAUCACUCAUAACACGGACAUAUUUAUUGGAAUGCACGGAGCUGGUCUGACUCACUUACUUUUCCUUCCAGACUGGGCUGCUGUAUUUGAACUGUACAAUUGUGAAGAUGAGCGCUGUUACCUGGACCUGGCCAGGCUGAGAGGUGUACACUACAUCACUUGGAGAAGGCAGAACAAAGUCUUUCCUCAAGAUAAGGGCCACCACCCAACACUGGGAGAACAUCCGAAAUUUACCAACUACUCUUUCGAUGUGGAAGAAUUUAUGCACCUUGUCCUUCAGGCUGCAGACCACGUAUUACAGCACCCGAAGUGGCCGUUUAAGAAAAAACGUGAUGAGCUAUGAAUGUGUUGAAAGGAAAUGUUUUAACACUCCGCCACUUAUUCACAGUUAAAUUAGUAAAACAACCAGGUAUUUCUUAGCCCUCAAGUUAUCUUUUCUAUACCAAAACAUAUCUUCAGGAUAUUCCUUAUGGGUUUUAUAGUUUUUAACUGUUUGAUGUGAUUUUUGUGUCAUUGCUAUUUAUCAAGAUACUAUUUUUGCACUGAAAACUUUAAUUUUUAUGAUUCAAAAGUGGGCAUGGCCUCGCCGAUGUAACUGAGCUUUCUUUUUAGGGAUACCAAAGUAUUCAGCUUAGCUUUAGAAUUUGUAAAUGUUUUUAUAGAAUGCUGUGGGAUUGUGAUUCUGGAGGCUUCUAGCUUGUUUAUAAUAUAUUUGAGUAAAUUCACAAUGCCAUAAUUUAUUCAUAGAACUGAUAGUGGUGGGAAAAGAAAACAUGCACCACACGUGCGUGUGCGCACACACAGACACACACACAGACACACACACGAGUUGUGAUUCUCAGUACCAAGCUAUAGGACCAUGUUAUAUAUCAGUGAACUAACUCCCACUGAAAUCUCUGCUAUAUCUUUUUCGUCAGCUCCAGGUAAUAUGCAUCAAGAGCCUGAAUGAAUCAUGCUGCUGUAUUAAUUUAUGUUCAUAUAUUUCAUAUAUGCAAAUCAUGUUUUCCCAAAAUGUAACAACUACAUAUGAUAAAAAAAUUAGAACAUUCUUUAACACUGUUUUGUCUACCUUCUAGCUGGUUUCCACUGGUUUCUUCUUAGCUGUGGAGAGCAUUUAUAUAUCCAAUAGUGGUUUCCAUUAUGCAUGUAUUUGUAACUGCAUAUACCUGUGUUUAUGCAUCUACCUCUUUUAGCAUGGAAGUAUUCCAGUAUUUGAUUUUGUUAACUUCGAAUUAGCUACAUGAAGAGAAUUUUUCUCUGUAAGAAAAUAGAGACCACUCCCCCCGCCAAAACACACAUGUGAAUUAUCCAAUUCAGAAUGAAAAGGAAGCCAUAAAAAAGUCCCAUUGAUUGAAAAGCAUAUCUGAAAUGCAGUCCACUCUUAAUGGGAAUCAUUUCUUACUGUUUAAUCAACUUUCUAUUUAGCAGUCAAAAGUCAUGGAUUUAUUUUACUGCGAAAGAUGAUGUUUACAUUUUAUUAACACUUGAGUAGUCUAAUUUAGAGACUAAUGUUUAUUUUUUAAAGUUUACUUUCAAAAAUUAGCAGAUUACACCAGAGCUAAUAUUUCCUUUUUCACAUCUUAGAGUUAUUUUUUAAAAAGAGAAUAUGUAACAGAGAAUUGACCUAAGAAACCUAAAAUAUUUACUAUCUGGACCUUUACAGAACAAGUUUGCUGCCCCUGUUUUAAAGGAUUUUGAACAGUCUGUUAGAGUUUAGGAAUAUUUAUUAAAAUAUCUACAAACAAAAUAGUGAAUUGCUAUAGCAAUAGCUUUGAUCUGGACCUUAAAAUGGUAUAAAAAGGAUUAUAAAAAUUUUUUUAAUGAGUGAUAUUGCUACUGUUCUUUGUGCAGAACACUGAAUACCUACUGGGAAAAUAUUUCACAAGGAGGGAAUUGUAAAGGCAAUGGUGCACUUUUAGUCGGAGAGAUAUAUAAACAUCUGAAAAAAAUUUACCUCGUUUUAAGAAGCGUGUGGAAAUGUGAUUCUGUUUACUUGCUAGUAGUAGACUAGUGAGAAUUUCAGAAAUUGAGGACAGUUUAAUAAUAAAACUGUUAUCUUUGCAUAUUUUGCAUUUUAAGAGAGUAUGUUUUAUAGAAACCAGAAAGUACAUUUGACACUUUAUGAAAUUUUAUCAGACUUUUAUGGUAGCAAAAAAAUCUGCAAAUAUUAUAAAAUUUACAAUGUAAAGACUGCUCUUUUUAUUGUCUUUAAAAGAAAUACAUUUCAUAGUUUGUACAUUUUGGGUAUGGCUUUGGAAUAAAUCUUUUUAUAUUUUAUUUGAAUACCAGAA